GCUGCAAUCAUUCAUCAAUUUUAUUUAUUUAUUUUGUUUCCUUAAACACCUUCUACCGGUUCAAGUCUGCACCAGAUUCUUGGAAUUCGUUUUUUGAGUGCUAUAUGGAGGUGGUGGCUGCAAUAGUUGGUUCAGUUCUUACUGAAUCUUUUCGAUUUCUGCAUGAACCCAUCACUUCUAGGAUUAAGAAUCAGUUCAAGGUUCAAUCAAACCGCAAGAAUCUUGAGGAAAAGAUGAAUCUUUUGUCAAAACUCGAGCAAAGCUUGGAUCUUGAUGAGCGGCUGCGAUACUCUCCAAGAACCCAAGUCCAAGAUUGGUUAAAGAGAGUUGAAGAAUUGAAGAAUGAGUUCGAUCUGUUUCAGGCAGGUGCUGAGAAGAAGAUGAAUAACACCUCGUUUGGUUGCCUUCGCUGCCUCGAUUUCAAACUCGGCAAUAAUUUAGCAAGAUUGAUGCUGAAAGCUAAUAAGCUCGUUGGAGAAAGAGAAGCAUUUGAUAGUAGCAUUUAUAGGCUUGAACCAGUUGAGCACAUUCCUGGGCCAUCUGUGGUUGGCCAAUGGACGGCAUCGAGGAACUUGGAAGGGAUCAUGAAGCUUCUGAGAGAUGAUAGUGUUAAGAGGAUUGGGGUUUGGGGUAUGGGAGGCGUGGGCAAAACGACUCUAAUCAGGAAUCUCAACAAUAAGCUUGAGAGUCCAGGAGACAUGCUUUUUGGCAUUGUGAUAUGGGUUGUAGUGUCCCAGCACGGAAGCUUGAAGACCAUCCAAUCGAGAAUUGCAGAGCGAUUGGAGAUGCAGAUCGGGAUUGGAGAGAGUGAUGAAAGAAUCGUCAGUCGAUUGUGCAGUAGACUGAGGGAAAGAUGCUUUCUCAUCAUUCUUGAUGACGUGUGGGAUGCGAUUGAUCUAGACAAGGUGGGGAUUCCUCGCCUUGAAGGCCUUACAGGCAGCAAGGUCAUACUUACAUCUCGAUCGCUAGAGGUUUGUAACGAAAUGGAGACCGAUCACAACUUUGAAGUGUGUUGCCUGCGUGACAACGAGGCUUGGGACUUGUUUUCCGAGAAAGUAGGGGAAGAAGUGGCCAAUGAUGAUGAAAUCAAGCCACACGCGGAGAAGGUUGUUAAGGAAUGCCAUGGAUUGCCCCUUGCAAUCACCAUAGUAGGGGCAUCAAUGAGUAAAAAGAGACGUGUUUCACAGUGGCAAGAUGCAUUGGGGUACUUACAGAGAUCGAUGCCUCUUAAUCCAAAGGUUGAAGACAAAGUCUUCAAACCCCUUAAGUUAAGCUAUGAUUUUUUAGAGAGUACGGAAGACGAGCCUUUGAAAUCCUGCUUCUUGUUCUUGUGCUUGUUUCCGGAGGACUAUGAAGUUCCUCUUCAAAGACUAGUCCAAUACUGGCUUGCUGAAGGCUUACUCGAUGAGCGCAAAAAUUAUGAAGAAUUGCACAACAGAUGUGAUACCAUUGUUGAGAAACUAAAAGCUUUUUGCUUGCUGGAAUGUGGCAUUAUCGAUCCAAGUCAUGUGAGAAUGCACGACGUAGUUCGUGAUGUUGGGAUAUGGAUAGCAACCCAUGAAUGCAAAUCCAUUGUCCGUGCUGGAGAGUGUGAGUUGACUGAAAUAUCACUAGAAGUGCUUGAAAAUUGUUCCAACCGUGGAGUAAAGAGAGUUUCUUUCGUGGGUAAUGAUAUAGAAACCUUGCCAAGCUGCGAGGUACAAUGCCCUGAAACGUCUACUCUAUUAUUGCUAGAUAAUUUGCACCUCCGCGAAAUGCCCAGCUCUUUCUUACUUGGAUUCCCAACACUAAGAAUUCUGGACCUGAGUGAGAGCAAGAUCAAAUCUUUGCCACAAUCCCUUGCUAACCUUGCUCAACUUCGAACUCUAGUUUUAAAAAGGUGUUAUCAAUUGACUGAGUUACCCCCCUUUGAAGCACUUGGAAGGCUGCAAGUGCUUGAUUGCAGUUACAGUGGUCUCACUGAGCUGCCACAAGGCUUUGAAAAGCUAACAAACCUACGCCAGUUAGACAUAUCUUGCACUCAUAAGUUGCAGAGAAUUCCUACUGGGAAAAUUUCUAACUUAUGCAUCCUCGAGUAUCUUAAUGUGAUGGGUAACGCUACCGGAUGUGGCAUGAGCAGAGAGAGCGAAAACAGCAUCAUAGACUUUGAGGAAUUGUUGUGCCUACAAGAGUUGAUGGCCUUGUGCAUAGACAUAGCGGGCAUUCCUCGUGUCACUGCAGUGCAUGUUAAUUGGCUCAAAAGCAUCAACUUUUUUGCUGUUCAUGUCUCUCCUGAUGGAAGGAACCCCAAGAUUCCAGCUACCGUCAAUAGCAAGGAAGUCCAUUUUUGUGGCCUUCAUUUUGCAGGAGACGAAUCUGUUCCGUGGCUAUUAGCAAAUACCUUCUCCUGCAGCAUCAUUAAGUGCAAGGGAGUUGAACUCAUGCUGAGUGCCCUAGUUAGGAACAAUGCGCCCUUUUCUCACUUGAAACGUCUAACCAUGUCAACUUGUCACAUCUCUGUCGUCAAAACACUGCCCAUGCGGAGGCCAAAAUUUGACUUGUUGCCUAACUUAGAGGCACUUUAUUUCUACAAGUUGACGGGCGUGGGAAGCGUUUCAGACUUGAGUCAUUUUCUCGGGCUGCGUUUCACUAAUUUAAAACGUCUAGAUGUUGUGUACUGCAAUCAACUGGAGUGUCUUUUGGCAGUGGAUGAUAUUGAAGGGGAGGAGAACAACUGCGUAGAAAAACUGGAACAGAUUAACAUAAAGCAUUGCUUCAGGCUGAGACAAGUGUUCAAGAACACAUCCUCCUCGUGCUGCAAACCAUUUCCAAACCUACGCUCCUUGGAGUUGGAAACGCUUCCUGAACUAGUGCAGAUUUGCAAUGCUAAUGUGUGUUCACCAUGGGAGAGUCUAACGCUGCUUGAUGUGAGAGGAUGCAACAGGUUGAGAAAGCUUCCUGUUGGCAUCCAAAGUGCGCGCCCUCGGAGCACUCUAUUGAUAAGAGGAGUGAAUGGAUGGUGGAAUGAUCUGGAAUGGGAUAGGCCCGAGUCAAAAGUUCGCCUGGGCUCGCACUUUACACCAUUGAGUUGAACGGUUUUUGGCUCUCGUAAUCGAUUCUUUUCCCCUUCUCUUCGGACCCAUCAGCUCUAGGAUCAAGAAUCUGUCCAACUUCUAUUACUGCCAAUUCUGUGAAGUGACCAUUUUUUGUUCAGCUGUGUUUUAGUUAGCCUUUCUAGUCCUCCAAACUUAUAAGGAAUUAAGGAUGGUGACUUUC
Molecule: messenger RNA, 3255 nt
Organism: Cuscuta campestris
Lineage: Eukaryota; Viridiplantae; Streptophyta; Magnoliopsida; Solanales; Convolvulaceae
Source: the annotation of a GenBank genome assembly